GCGAAGCAAUCGGAUUCUAGAACUGCUGAGAAGCUAUUAAGCAGCAUGGAAGUGUUGCUCUCUCGAGUUUUGGCCACCCAACAAACACCCCUGCUGAGUACAAAUCGUACAACUCUUUUGAAGUUUGACCCGGAGGAGCCCGACUCGGAUAUUGAUGGAUGGUGUAAAGUGACUGAUUUUAUUGUGCAAAAUAAAAAUCUGGAAGGUGUCAAUUUACUGAUAGCGUUGACGGAGGCGCUGAAAGGUAGUGCAGCAGCGUGUUUAACGAAGCUUAAUUUAGAUGAUAUUACAUGGGAAUCAGUUAAAGAAAUUCUAAUUGCAAGAUUUUCAAAACCCAAACUUCUGCAAGAUUAUUUCGAUGAGGUGCUACGGUUUCAAAUAGGCGCUAAAGAGACUGCGUCUGAAUCUGCCCUUAGGCUAUGGAAUCUGAUCGAAAGAAUACCUGAAAGUACGAUGUCUGAGAAGGUAAUUACUGGAUUUGUGAUAUCUGUGUUGUGUCAGAAGGACAGUUUGAUACGUCGUGAGCUAAACUCUCAAACAAUAACGACGCGAGCUCAGUUAUUUCGAGUACUUGGUGGAGUAUCAUUUAAGCGACGCAUGGACACCGAAGUCGAAGAACCUGAAGCAAAACGUGCUCGUUUAAUGGACAAAUUCAACGGAAAAUGUCACUAUUGUGGGUUACUCGGACACCGUAUCGCCGAUUGCAGAAAGCGUCGAGACGAAAUCAGAAUGAAGACUCAAGAUACUUCGAGUUCCUCGCGAGUCGUAGAGAAAAGGACGACCCCGACCUGCUACAAGUGUGGUCAGCCUGGGCACGUGGCAACUGUCUGUCCAGAUAGGAAGAACGGCGGUGAAACUGCCGUCAAGGAGGUCCAUCAGUGUCAACACCGCCCCUCCAGGAGCAUUUUGGAGACAUCCUCUGGAACACAAUAACGCCCGAGGACGGUCGUAUGUCAGUCUGGCCGUGUCGGCGCACGUUGGGAUGGCAAUGUCAAGAGUGACAGCUUGUCACUGUCACUCUAGCGGAGCGUCGAGUCGAUGGUAGCGGGGCGGCCAUCUUGGUUCGACAGAACGUACAGAGCGGUCGCAGGCGCACCACGUUUUCGACGAAUCGCUAUACAUCAUUUAAAUCAAAGUUCUUUUUGAAGUGAUUAGGUAUUAAUUAGAGCCUCAGUGAUUAUUGUUAUCUAGUUACAGUUUUAUUUUCGAAGUAAAAUACAACGACAACAAUUCUAAAACGGUUUUAAUUCAAAUAUCCCUACUUGAACCAAUCUACCCACACACCCACGCUGCACGAUGAAUGAUUCAGAUGAUGAAGGCCGUCCUGAGCUUUCAGAUAUAAUAUACAUUGUUCGAAUAAUAAAAGAAAAGUAAUUUGGUCAAACACUUUAGGCGGUGACGGGUGAAGUAUACAAUUACAUAAAUUGUGUCUGAUCUACGCGUUAACUUAUAAAUAAAAGCAGUCAUUCUUGAAAUAUAUCUAAUUUAUCACUUGUACCUACAUCGAUAGCCGGCGGUCAAUUGACAAAGGUCAAAUUCAUUCAUUUUAUGUCAUUUAAUAUCUUUAUCGUUUUUGUCAAUGAGUGCGCCCUGAUGUUUAUUACUUAUUCUAGUCUUUUAUAGUUAAUUUUGUUGGAUUCAUGUCGUAUUACAUUACAAAGCAAAAAUGUUUAUUUUAUCAAAUACGCAUGCGGGACGAAUGUGCUGUGCUUGCUAUUGACAUUAAAAAAAAAUUGUUUACAGUACCAACCUUGAAAUAAGAACUGUCAUAGAUGGCCCGUCACUAAAUUCGAAAUUUGAACGUCAAAGGCUCACAAAGCGUCGUCCAUCUUUGAUCCGAAUCUAAUCGCUACAAAUACGGAAUUCAGCGUGACUAGUGAAAAAGGCUCUGACACGAGUGUUUGUAAAAUGAGCGGUCUUACAAAUGUUCCGACAAUUUGCAAGUCGGAUUACACAGGAUUAUUCAAUUACUAUUGUCAUUAGCUUUAAUUGUUGGCUUGAUAACUCUGUGUGUUAUGUGAUGUUGCGAAGUAGGAUAGUUAUAUGGUUGCUAUCCGGACAAUUGCUGCAUCAUGUACUUAUAUUUACACGUGCUUAUA
Trichoplusia ni (cabbage looper) is the source of this 2099-nucleotide messenger RNA. RefSeq lists its product as uncharacterized. Lineage: Eukaryota; Metazoa; Arthropoda; Insecta; Lepidoptera; Noctuidae. The transcript has 2 exons. Gene Ontology annotation, molecular function: nucleic acid binding; zinc ion binding. Bases 46 to 933 code for a protein of 295 amino acids. The record is from RefSeq and is a predicted model, not a curated record.